Lontra canadensis (Northern American river otter) is the source of this 3910-nucleotide messenger RNA. It is a transcript of the gene ZNF84, whose product is annotated as zinc finger protein 84. Gene Ontology annotation, molecular function: DNA-binding transcription factor activity, RNA polymerase II-specific; RNA polymerase II transcription regulatory region sequence-specific DNA binding. Gene Ontology annotation, biological process: regulation of transcription by RNA polymerase II. The coding region runs from base 970 to 3192 and encodes 740 amino acids. Gene Ontology annotation, cellular component: nucleus. NCBI's taxonomy places the organism in Eukaryota, Metazoa, Chordata, Mammalia, Carnivora, Mustelidae. The record is from RefSeq and is a predicted model, not a curated record. The transcript is spliced from 6 exons.
AGGCUUAACCCACUGAGCCACCCAGGCGCCCCUUUUAUGAAUUUAAAAUGUGUUCGUUGUCAGUUUGGAGCGACUAGAUAAAUAGACUCAAAUGAAAACCUUUCAUGAUCCCAUCAACAGGAGACAGUCACUGUUAAUGUUUUGAUAAACUUCUUGUAGUCAGUUGAUGUAUGUAUAAUUUUAGUACAUCUUAUUUAUAUUUCUUUAACAAAGCAAAAUUGGGAGUAUGCUGUUUGAAGCCAUUAGGUUAUAUUACUGGUAUCUUUUGUUAAGGUAGACUGUUUUGUUACGUGGGGGGAGUUUUUUCAGCUGGCCCCUGAGAACUUAUCUUCCUUUUGUUUUGUUUGUUUUUGGUUUGUUUUUAGAUGGGCUCUACAUCCAGUGUGGAGCCCAAUGUGAGGCCUGAAUCCAUGACCCUGAGAUCCAGACCUGAGCCGAGAGCGGGAGUCGGGCACUUACUUAAUCAGCUGAGCCAUCCAAGUGCCCUCCUUUCUUUUGUUUUUAUCCUUAGUUUGCCGUGGUGGCGUUAUUUCUGGACAGGGGACUGAAUGGCGCCAGUGUUGAAAUGAGGCCUUUGCCCACCCUCACCCCCCACUUUUGUUGAGGGGCUGUGACUGCAGGCCUUCGGGGACACCGAGUGGGGCCAGUGGGCUGGAUCUGCCACUUCAUAGUUCCUUCAGAACCUGAUGCUAAGUGGAACUACGCGAUGGUGACGAUUGUCCCUUUGUUCUGGAGACACACGUGAGAGCUGUCACAGAGAGAGCUGCGUGGUACGCAGGAAGCUGCCAAGUCCGCAGAUCCCGGUCACCCACAGGAAGGCCUGCCCAUGCGGUGUGAGGAAGGAGCUCCUGCAGCCAGGAUCCCGCUCCCGGUGUGAGAGGCGCAGCCACGGCCUGGCGGAGUUCGGGGCCAGAGCCGAAGAGGCUCAGGGUGCAGCAGGGCUCAGAGCUACUCAUCUCGCAACAGAAAAUGACCAUGUUACAGGAGGCGCUCUCAUUUGAAGAUUUAUCUGUGGACUUCACCCAGAAGGAAUGGCAGCUCCUGGACCCCAGUCAGAAGGACCUGUACAAGGAUGUCAUGUUGGAGAACUACAGCAGCCUCGUGUCCCUGGGGUACGAAGUUGUGAAACCUGAGGUCAUCUUCAAGUUGGAGCAAGGAGAAGAGCCGUGGAUCGGAGAUGGGGAAGUCCCAAGUUCAGACGGUCCAGAACAAGUUUUGCAAGUAAAUGGUCACAUGACAUGGCAGCAGGAUAACCAAGAGAAGCUUAGAAAUAUGAAACAAGAUCAUGAAUGUGAUGCAUUUGGGAAAAAAUUCAAUCUGAGCAUGAACUUUGUUCCGUUAAGGAAAUCAAACAGUGAAGAUGAUGUAGAUGGAUUACUUUUAAAACAUCACUUAGAUUUACUUAUUCCAAAAGCAGAUUAUGGAAAAACGGAAGCAGCUGGCUUAAGUGUAUUUGAUAAGUUGUUUCUCCAUCCCAAACCUGAGGAAACUGAUAAUUGGUUAAAAUACUAUGAAUAUGAUAAAUAUGAUAAAAUUAACUCUAAGAAGUCACAGAUUAUCAUAUAUCAUAGAAACCGUUUAGGGGAGAAACUCUAUGAGUGCAGUGAAUGUAGGAAACGCUUCAAUAAGAAAUCAAGUCUCAUUAAACAUCAGAGCAGACAUAUAAGAGAGAUCGCCUAUGGCUGUGGUAACUGUGGCAAAACCUUUCCCCAGAAGUCACAGUUUAUUACGCAUCACAGAACUCAUACAGGAGAGAAACCUUAUGAUUGUGGCCAGUGUGGGAAGGCCUUCUCCCAGAAGUCGCAGCUCACAUCCCAUCAGAGAACACACACAGGAGAGAAACCAUAUGAAUGUGGUGAAUGUGGGAAAGCCUUCUCCCGGAAGUCACAUCUCAUCUCACACUGGAGGACACACACAGGUGAAAAACCCUAUGGGUGCAACGAAUGUGGGAGGGCCUUUAGUGAGAAGUCAAAUCUUAUUAAUCAUCAGAGAAUUCAUACAGGAGAGAAACCUUUUGAAUGCAGAGAAUGUGGGAGAGCUUUCAGCAGGAAGUCACAGCUCGUUACACAUCACAGGACUCACACAGGAACAAAACCCUAUGGAUGUAGUGAUUGCAGAAAAGCCUUCUUUGAGAAGUCAGAGCUCGUUAGACAUCAGACAAUUCAUACUGGAGAGAAGCCCUACGAAUGCAGCGAAUGUCAGAAAGCCUUCAGAGAGCGGUCGAGUCUCAUUAACCACCAGAGAACUCACACAGGAGAGAAGCCUCAUGUGUGCAUUCAGUGUGGGAAAGCCUUCUCCCAGAAGUCACAUCUCAUAUCCCAUCAGAUGACACACACAGGAGAGAAACCCUUUGUAUGCAGUAAAUGCGGGAAAGCCUUCAGCAGGAAAUCUCAGCUUGUUAGACAUCAGAGAACUCACACAGGAGAAAAGCCCUAUGAAUGCAGUGAAUGUGGGAAGGCUUUCAGUGAAAAAUUAAGCCUUACUAAUCAUCAGAGAAUUCAUACAGGAGAGAAGCCCUAUGUGUGCAGCGAGUGUGGGAAAGCCUUUUGUCAGAAGUCCCAUCUCAUAUCCCAUCAGAGGACUCACACAGGAGAGAAACCCUAUGAAUGCACUGAAUGUGGGAAAGCCUUUGGUGAGAAGUCAAGUCUUGCAACUCACCAGAGAACUCAUACGGGAGAAAAACCGUAUGGGUGCAGGGACUGUGAAAAAUCCUUCUCCCAGAAGUCACAGCUGAAUACUCACCAGAGAAUCCACACAGGAGAGAAACCCUACGAAUGCAGUCUUUGUAGGAAAGCUUUCUUUGAGAAAUCGGAACUAAUUAGACAUCAAAGAACUCAUACAGGAGAAAAACCAUACAAAUGCAGCGAGUGUGGGAAAGCCUUCAGGGAGAAGUCAAGCCUCAUCAAUCAUCAGAGAACACACACAGGUGAGAAACCCUUUGAGUGCGGCGCAUGUGGCAAAGCCUUUUCUCGGAAAUCACACCUAAUACCACAUCAGAGGACACACACCGGGGAGAAGCCCUACGGCUGCAGCGAAUGUAGGAAAGCCUUCUCUCAGAAGUCACAGCUUGUUAAUCACCAGAGAAUACACACAGGAGAGAAGCCGUACCAGUGCCAUGAAUGUGCGAAAGCCUUCUCCCAAAAGUCACAGCUCAUUAAUCACCAGAGGACUCAUACAGCGAAGAAAUCCUAGGACUGGGGUUACUGCUACUCUGACAGAGCUCUCGGCUCUUUGUACUUCAGAAAAUGCAGUUAGGGUAAACCUUUCAGAUAAAUAGUCGCAUCACAUUUUACGUCUGUCUGGGUAAUCUUUUAGGGUAGGAACUCUGAGGUUAUGUAGGGAGAGCUUUGAGCAGGUUAACCUGUUUGUGUAAGAACCCUGAGAGUAGAAUGAACCUGUGAGAUGCAGUGACUUUCAAAACCCUGUCAGACACACAGUGGGAAAUGAAAAGCAAUGAGGAGUACUGUGAACAUCAGGAAGCCUUGCAGAGGUGACACCUCAUUUGCUGUUGGGAAAUACCCUCACUGAGGUAAACCCUAGUCCAGUAAAUGAAGAAUAACCCCAUGAAUGCAGCAAGUAAUGUCCUGUUUUCAUCAAGGAGUCACAGGUCAUUGUACAUUAAGAAAAUACUCUCAGGAAUGAAGCUCAGUGGAAAUGCUAAAUGUGGGACAAUCUUCAUCAGGUAAUCCAACCAUAUUGUAUUUGGGGGGAAUUCAUAAUGUGGGUCAGACUAACAAUUUAAAGACCUUGGAAACGUGCCCCUAGAAAUAAGGCUAUAAAGGGAAGCCAUGCAUUUUUUAAUAGGUGGGGUUAUCAGAAAUGCCCAAUUCUAAUGGUUGAUGUGUUCACUCUGAAGAAUGAAGUUUUUAAAAAUGUGUGAAUAAAUGAAGUCAUUGAAGCAUCUGAAUAA